GUGGCAGAGCCGGGCUGAGCCGCGGGAGCGGUUGGGCAGCAGCUGCCGGAGUACGAGCGACACCUCCAGAACAAGCGGCGGAGGAAGCGGCGGCCGCUCCUGCGGGAGCAGGGGCAGCGUUUCCAGCUGGCUUUUUUAGUACCAAAGACUCUGACACAUCUCUGGAACCUGCAAUGACAAGUCGGAACAGUAGCCAUGCAGAGAAAACUGGUGAAAUGUCCUCAAAGCAGUCAACACCAAAAGUGCAGGUCCAACGAUCUGUCUCCCAAGAAACCAUCACUAUUCAUUUCUCUGCAUUUGGGAAGGAGGAAGAAGAGGAGGAAGAGGAGUUUAAGGAGUUUCUUGAUGAGGAACUAGAUGACCAAAGCAUUGUAACAGCACUUGAAGCCAAGGAAGACCUCUGCUUUGAGCAUCCCGGCCAUGACUCUUCUGGUCCAGCUACCUCGCUUAACGUGGCCAACUCUGCAUCACUGCUGUCCUCAUCACCUGCAGUUGUGCCAACUGCAGAGACUGUGACGCUCUUGGAUUCCCCUUCUGCAUCCCGAGUGUUCAGUGCAGUGCCACUGGUCCUGUCUCCAUCGUCACACUCAUGUCACACGGUUGACGUAUCAGGUGCAUCUGUGGCGUAUCAGGUGGGAUCUGUGGAGCAGAAAUCCAGCCUGUCGUCUUCCCCAUCCUCGUCCCCUUCCAGAUCUGCCGGGUCAUCCACAGUUUCCAGUUCCAAGCCUUUUAAGGGGUUAGUCAAGUCCCUUUCGACAGAUGUGGAACCCAAAGAACCCACCCCACCGCUGCGACACAGGCAGUUGAUGAAAACCUUGGUGAAAUCUCUGUCUACAGACACUUCCAAACAAGAGUCUGAAGCUGUGUCUUACAGGCCACCUGACUCGAAACUGAACUUGCAUCUGUUCAAACAGUUCACUCAACCUCGAGCUACAGGUGGUGAUUCUAAAACUGCCCCCUCCUCUCCACUGACAUCCCCCUCUGACACCCGUUCCUUUUUUAAAGUACCUGAAAUGGAGGCUAAAAUUGAAGAUACUAAAAGACGCCUUUCUGAGGUGAUGUACGAGCCUCUUCAGCUGCUCAGUAAAAUAAUGGGUGAUGAAAGUAGUAGCCACAGGCCCAAAGCCUUAUCUUCAAGUGCUUCAGAACUCUCAAACCUUUCCAGUUUGAAUGGCCAUUUGGAAAGCAAUAACAACUACAGCAUCAAGGAGGAAGAGUGUGACUCGGAGGGGGACGUCUCUGGAGGUGACUCUGGGAGCAAGGGUGAUCAGUCCAAGGCUGCUGAGGAACACGCAAGAGAGGCAGAGACCCCGAGCUCUCAGUCUUCAAGCACAAAGGACGUGAGUUUGAAACCUUCACUCGUACUUGAAAAAUGUUCGUUGUCUGCACUGGUGAGCAGGGAGGAUGAGGAGUUUUGUGAACUGUACUCUGAGGACUUUCUCUUGCUGGAGGAGGAAAGCAAAACUGAUAAACCUGCUGAAACUGUGGUGGAUCCCGAGAUGACUGAGGAAACCGUUACCGUGCUCAGUAGUGAAGACGAAAAUAAUCUGGAUGUGCAACAGCCUAAACCACCGUUGAAAACUUUGUAUGUCUUAACACUGUUAGUCUAUGCUUAUUUAAUUAUCCCUCUCCCUGGCUACUUAAGUGGACUCUUACUUGGAAUGGCCCUUGGAUUUAUGGUAGCUGUCUGUGUGAUCUGGCUUGUUACUCCACGUACUCCCGAAUAUCUCAAAUUUCGUACAAGUGUGAAGAAGCGGUGCAAUACAGGAGCUCUGGACAUCAAAGAACCUGAAAUACUCAAGGGAUGGAUGAAUGAAAUUUAUAAUUAUGAUCCAGAAACGUACCAUGCCACGUUGACUCACUCUGUGUUCGUGCGGCUCGAGGGAAGCACCUUGCGACUCUCCAAACCCAACAAAAACAUUUCCAGAAGAGCUCUGUACAAUGAGCCAAAGCCUGAUGUCACCUAUGUCAGCCAGAAGAUUUAUGAACUGACAGAGAGCAAGAUUUCCCUGGUUCCCAAGAGUCUGGCACGGAAACGAAUCUGGAAUAAGAAAUACCCAAUUUGCAUUGAGCUCGCUAAACAGGAGGAUUUCAUGGCCAAGGCCCAGGCUGAGAAGGAGAACGCAGAGGAAAAGUCAUCUGCUGAAAAAGUGGACUCAAACAGCGAAGAAUCCAAGAAGCCUCAGGAGGGGGCAAAGUGCAGUAGCCAAAAGGAUCAAGUGCUUUACCUCUUUGGGAGGACAGGCAGGGAGAAGGAGGAGUGGUUCCAGAGGUUCCUCCUCGCCUCCAGGCUGAGGGCUGAGGCCAAGAAGCCAUCGAGUCUGUCUGGGAGCAAGUCAGGGAUCCUGGCCGGGCACGGCAGAGCCGACGCUCAGCCCGCAGCUCUCACGCACAGCCGGAGCAGCAGCAAGGGGAACGCAGAGGAGAUCGCAGCCCAGCCCAAGCACAAGGACCUGGCUGGCAACGCGAGGCAGAAGAUGCUCCUGGACUACAGCGUUUAUAUGGCAAAGUGUGUUCCACAGGAAAAGAAAAGCCCUUCAGGUAGCCCAGUGCUGAGUGCAGACAGCAGCCCUACAGCUGGGAAAAAGUUGCCAGAUGCCCAUGAGGAAGCUGAAGAGGAAGAGCAGGAGGCCUGGGUGAAUGCUCUGCUUGGAAGAAUAUUUUGGGAUUUUUUAGGAGAAAAGUAUUGGUCUGAUCUAGUGUCAAAGAAGAUCCAGAUGAAAUUAAGCAAAAUAAAGCUGCCCUACUUCAUGAACGAGCUGACUCUGACUGAGCUGGACAUGGGGAUAGCAGUGCCCAAGAUCCUUCAGGCCUUCAAACCUUCUAUUGAUCACAGAGGACUGUGGGUUGAUUUGGAAAUGUCCUACAAUGGAUCUUUUCUGAUGACCCUGGAGACCAAGAUGAACUUGACCAAACUGGGUAAAGAGCCUCUUGGUGAAGCGCUUAAAGUUGGCGAGAUCGGCAGAGAAGGUUUCAGGCCAAGGGCGUAUUGUCUUGCAGACAGCGAUGAGGAAUCCUCCAGCGCCGGCUCUUCGGAGGAAGAUGAUGCUCCUGAGCUGGCAGGAGAGAAGCAGGUGACUCCAGGAGCAGAAGGGUACGUGGGAGGAUCUCGGACAAGUAAACUGAUGAGAAUUGUGGAUAAAAUCACCAAGUCAAAAUACUUUCAGAAAGCAACAGAGACUGAGUUUAUUAAGAAGAAAAUUGAAGAGGUCUCCAAUACUCCAUUGCUGCUAACAGUUGAAGUGCAGGAGUGCAGAGGAACACUAGUGAUUAACAUUCCACCUCCACCCACUGACAGAAUAUGGUACGGCUUCCGAAGGCCUCCCUACCUGGAGUUAAAAGCACGGCCAAAACUCGGGGAGAGAGAAGUGACUCUGGUUCAUGUGACAGACUGGAUAGCCAGGAAACUGGAGCAGGAGUUCCAGAAAAUCUUCGUCAUGCCAAACAUGGAUGAUGUUUAUAUUCCUUUAAUGCACUCAGCCAUGGAUCCCCGCUCGUCCACGUGCCCUCAAGAUCUGAGCGCGGAGGCCUCUGAUCAACCAUGACAUGUGAAGACUCUUGCAGUUUACAGUAUUAUAAAAGUUAUUCUCAUGGUUUUAUAAACUGUGCUGUAGUUCUCAUCCUUAACUCGUGCCACUUUCCCCCCCUCCCCAGGACUGUGCCCAUACCUUUGUGCUCACUUGCCUGGUUAUUGUUCCCGUGUACUUCAGCUCCAUGAAGUUCCAUUCCAUUAAGCUGUUGAUUUAUUUUUGUACUGGCUGCCAUCAGGAUUUUGAACUGGGAGGCUGCAAUGACCUAUCCUUUGGGGGAGGGAGGAGGAACUGAAAUAUAAUAGAUCAAGGAGCUCGUUGAGGCACCUUUUGUUCAGCUUAUGUUUUCGUGCUCUGUUAAUGUGCAUUAAAGCAUUGAGAAGUUGUUUGGCAGCAAAGGAACUGCGUGCCAAAUGGGGGGAAAAAAUCCUAAAUAAGGAAGGAAUUUAUAAAACUGGAAGAAUAUUUUUCUUUCUCAGGCAGUUGGAGGUGUAGAAUGAACUAUUUUAUGUUCUUUCACUUCUGCAGUCAAUAGCUUGUGUCAAGCAAUCGAAAUAUGAAACGCUUUCAGGAUAAAAGAAUGUAAAUUGGAUGUAUAGGUAAUAUUGUGAUUCAAUGUGGUAUAUACAUAUUACUUUUUUCAUACAGAACUUGUGCUUUUUUUUUUUUUUUUUUUUUUUGGGAAGCAAGUAGCCAUAAAACACAACUAUCAGUGAAAGGUGGGACUGUCAGAUUUUUUUUUGUAAAACGAGGAGGAAAAAAAGUUGGUAAAGCCAUGAGACCAAACCAUAGCAAGCCGCCUUAUAGUGAGGUACAAUCACCUUGGUUCCUGCUUAAUUCUGAAUGUUUCUCAAGACAUGAGCACACACACACAAAAUGCCAACACUGCACACGAGCAGGAGUAGUUACCUUACUGUGCUUCGAGCCUCUUGCUACGGCGAAACACCCAGUUCCUUCUGCGGAGUUUGUUGCUGUUCUUUCCCACUGCACUGUGUUUACACCCAAAGCACGGGCCCAAAUCCUCCUGUCACAGCCCCAGGCAUCAACUCCCGUGGGAGCAGCUGUGGCUGACAGAUUUUGACCCCCCACCCCGUGCGUUGGUUUUUUAGGAAUUCAAGCGUUGCAGUUGUUCGAGCCGAUCAUGAUUGAAGACUCUUCCUGCUCAUUAAUGGCCAAAACUAAGGGGGAAGGGGGAACUGCCUUUUAUUUCUGUCAGGUGUCAUGAUUCAAGGCUAAAUGUAUGCAGUAAAUGCAAGAUUGGAACACUACAUAUCCACUCUUUAACACAUGGAAUAUUUUUCUGAUGCUCAGCGUUGCCAACUGUUCAUGGAUGUCAGAAAACGUUUUUUAGUUUACAAAGAAGGUGAGUUUUGGCUCUCCUUUUAUAACAUGAUUUGCUUUUUCUCUUUUUUUUCUUUUUUUUUAGAAUUUUUAAAGAACUUUUUUGUACAUUGUGUUGUCACCUUUGAUGUAAAUCAAAAUUUCCAUGUAUAACUUGAUGAUUUACCAUCUCUAAAUGAAGCUAUUCUAUUGAAGGUUUUUUAAACAGCACCUUGCCUGAAACAAAAAAAAAAAAGAAAACUAGCAUUUAAUAUAUUUAAAAUUAAUUCUAUAUUUGAACACCUAUUUUGGUUACCUUUAAUUGAAAUAUUAGUAGGUUAUAUUUGUUACCUGAACUCCUCCUUGACCAUUCCAGGCUGUGUAUAUUCUGGGGUUUGCUGAUUCUGUAGGCAUUAUUUGCCUUCCAUGAAGUCUGCAUGUCUUGUACGCAGGUCUUUUCUAUGAGUUAAUUUCUAUGUGCAAUAACUGAAGUCAAAGGACUAGGUGCACUAAUGUGUAAACAAAUUUAGAGUUAUUACACAAAAUUGUCAUAUUGCACUUCAUAAACUGUGGGUAACUACAAUCUGCUUGCUUUGUUUUAUUAAAUAAAUUUAUCCCAUGUCCAACA
Molecule: messenger RNA, 5478 nt
Organism: Myiozetetes cayanensis
Lineage: Eukaryota; Metazoa; Chordata; Aves; Passeriformes; Tyrannidae
Gene: TEX2
Product: testis expressed 2
Exons: 12
Coding region: 174-3545 (1123 amino acids)
Cellular component (GO): endoplasmic reticulum
Molecular function (GO): lipid binding
Source: RefSeq, a predicted model, not a curated record